This is a messenger RNA of Chinchilla lanigera (long-tailed chinchilla), 3081 nucleotides long. It is a transcript of the gene Cdc23, whose product is annotated as cell division cycle 23. The record is from RefSeq and is a predicted model, not a curated record. Gene Ontology annotation, cellular component: anaphase-promoting complex. Gene Ontology annotation, biological process: cell division. The transcript is spliced from 16 exons. NCBI's taxonomy places the organism in Eukaryota, Metazoa, Chordata, Mammalia, Rodentia, Chinchillidae. Gene Ontology annotation, molecular function: protein binding. Bases 334 to 2127 code for a protein of 597 amino acids.
UGGGAUUACAGACCUGUGCCACCACGCCCGGCUCCCUUUUCCAUCUUUUGUUGCCCUUGUCCCUACUCUUAGCAGUUCACAUUUAUUAUUCCUUUCUGCGGCGCUCAGAGCCCGCCUUUCCCCGACUUCUUGUUCCAAUUUUCCCGCGUCAGGGGCGCUUGUCCAAUCGGGGAUAUAAUUGUCUCUUUAUUCCCCGCCUCUUUGUAGAGUUAUGAUAAUGAUUUGUGAUUGGCUGCUCUAGGGUAGAGUUGACCAAUGGCAGGCAGGCUUUUUUGAAGCCGAGGGGCACCAAGUAUUAUCCCCGAUGAUUGGCUACAGUAAAGCGUCAGGAAAAUGGCCGCGACUAUGUCUGUAGUCCCUGUGGCCGUGACGGCUGCGGGGAUGCCCGGCCUGUCCAUCAGCGCAGACUUUUCAGAUUUGCGGGAAAUUAAAAAGCAGCUGCUGUUCAUUGCGGGCCUCACUCGGGAGCGGGGCCUGCUGCACAGUAGCAAAUGGUCCGCGGAGCUGGCCUUCUCUCUGCCCGCCUUGCCUCUGGCCGAGCUGCAGCCGCCGCCGCCGGUGACAGAGGAGGAUGCCCAGGAUAUGGAUGCUUACACCCUGGCCAAGGCCUACUUUGAUGUUAAAGAGUAUGAUCGGGCAGCGCAUUUUCUGCAUGGCUGCAAUAGCAAGAAAGCCUAUUUCCUGUAUAUGUAUUCCAGAUAUCUGUCUGGAGAGAAAAAGAAGGAUGAUGAAACAGUUGAUAGCCUAGGUCCUUUGGAGAAAGGACAAGUGAAAAAUGAAGCCCUUAGAGAAUUAAGAGUGGAACUCAGCAAAAAACAUCAAGCUCGGGAACUUGAUGGAUUUGGCCUUUAUCUGUAUGGUGUGGUUCUUCGAAAACUGGACUUGGUGAAAGAGGCCAUUGAUGUGUUUGUGGAAGCUACUCAUGUUUUGCCUUUGCACUGGGGAGCCUGGUUAGAACUCUGUAACCUGAUCACUGACAAAGAGAUGCUGAAGUUCCUGUCUUUGCCAGACACCUGGAUGAAAGAGUUUUUCUUGGCUCAUAUAUACACAGAGUUGCAGCUGAUAGAGGAGGCCCUGCAAAAGUAUCAGAAUCUCAUAGAUGUGGGCUUUUCUAAGAGCUCAUAUAUUGUUUCCCAAAUUGCAGUUGCCUAUCACAAUAUCAGAGAUAUCGACAAAGCCCUCUCCAUUUUUAAUGAGCUGAGGAAACAAGAUCCUUACAGGAUUGAAAAUAUGGACACAUUCUCCAACCUCCUUUAUGUCAGGAGCAUGAAAUCUGAGUUGAGUUAUCUGGCUCAUAACCUCUGUGAAAUUGAUAAAUAUCGUGUAGAAACAUGCUGUGUAAUUGGCAAUUAUUAUAGUUUACGUUCUCAGCAUGAGAAAGCAGCCUUAUAUUUCCAGAGAGCCCUGAAGUUGAAUCCUCGGUAUCUGGGGGCCUGGACACUGAUGGGGCAUGAGUAUAUGGAAAUGAAGAACACCUCUGCUGCCAUCCAAGCUUAUCGACAUGCCAUAGAAGUCAACAAGCGGGACUACAGAGCUUGGUACGGCCUCGGGCAGACCUAUGAAAUCCUUAAGAUGCCAUUUUACUGCCUUUAUUAUUACAGACGGGCCCACCAGCUCCGGCCCAAUGAUUCUCGUAUGCUGGUUGCUUUGGGAGAAUGUUAUGAGAAACUCAAUCAACUAGUGGAAGCCAAAAAGUGUUAUUGGAGAGCUUAUGCUGUGGGAGAUGUGGAGAAAAUGGCUCUGGUGAAGCUGGCAAAGCUUCAUGAGCAAUUGACUGAAUCAGAACAGGCUGCCCAGUGUUACAUCAAAUAUAUCCAGGAUAUCUAUUCCUGUGGGGAAAUAGUGGAACACUUGGAGGAAAGCACAGCUUUUCGCUAUCUGGCCCAGUACUAUUUUAAGUGCAAGCUGUGGGAUGAAGCUUCAACUUGUGCCCAAAAGUGUUGUGCAUUCAAUGAUACCCGAGAAGAAGGAAAAGCCUUGCUGCGGCAAAUCCUGCAGCUGCGGAACCAAGGCGAGACUCCUACAGCUGAAAUGCCUGCUCCCUUUUUCCUCCCUGCCUCACUGUCUGCUAACAACACUCCCACACGCAGAGUGUCUCCACUCAACUUGUCUUCUGUCACUCCAUAGCAGCCUACUUUCAAGACAGCACAUUGCUGCACCCAUGUUAGGCCAUACCUCCAUAUAAAGAACAGCACAUCUGUUGCCCCAAGGACCACAGCGCUUCUCAUUUCUACAGAUGGAAACAGCUCCUUGGGGAGGUUGUGACCUUCAGAGGCAGACAGAAUAAUACUGGCAGGCGUACACACUGUUCUGUGUUUUGCCAGUUAGAAGCACCUCUAUCUCCCUUCUGUUCAGAGUGUGACUACAGAUCUUGCCCCUCCCCUCAACAUCCCUUUUACAGCACUUUAGCACCGACGAUGCUGCGGGAACAAGGUUUUAAUGCUGCUGGGAGUGGGGCAGGAAAGGGAGAGGCCUGCCACUACCCUCUUGGCACUAAGGGCCCUGAAGCCCUAGAAAGGGGUUAGGGCACUAGCCAGAAUUAACUUGCAUUUGCUGAGCAUGACCCCUAUUCUGAUGUCAGAGAUUAGAUUUAAAUGGAGUGGAGUUAAUUUCUUAUUCCACAAGACAUUCUUCAAAAGUUUUGAAAAAGUCUCCUAAAAGCUUUCAAAUCUAAAGUAAUGGGUUGAAUAAAAAAAAGAGUAGAAAGAAACCCAGUGUGUGAACUGUUGUUGACCUUUUCUGAGGGCAAAGAUAGCUUUAGUGUUAGUAAUACUCCUACCAAAGCAAAGCUAGGAGCAGGAUUACAGAUAGUGUCAUGUGUAUUUGAAAAUAACUUCUUUGUGUGGUACUGGGGAUUAAACCCAGGUUCUUCACACUGAGCUGCAUCUCCAGGCCUUUAAAAAACAAUUUUUUUUUACAUUUUGAGACAGGAUCUCUUCCUUAGUCACCAGAUUGCCCAGGUUGGGCACGAACUUGCAAUUCUCCUGCUUCAGCUUCCCACAGUGCUGGGAUCGGAAGUGUGCACUGCCACCAUGUCUAGCCGUGCUAGUCUGUUUUAAUAAACACUUGAUGUAAGAAGUU